Salvia splendens (bonfire salvia) is the source of this 1204-nucleotide messenger RNA. RefSeq names its product 2-hydroxyisoflavanone dehydratase-like. Gene Ontology annotation, molecular function: hydrolase activity. The record is from RefSeq and is a predicted model, not a curated record. NCBI's taxonomy places the organism in Eukaryota, Viridiplantae, Streptophyta, Magnoliopsida, Lamiales, Lamiaceae. The transcript has a single exon. Bases 42 to 1031 code for a protein of 329 amino acids.
CACAUCUCUCUCUGUCGCUCACUCUCUCUCUCCAUCAAAACAUGGCAGCUCGCCGGAAUCUCUCCCUCAUCUUCUUCCUAGCAUUCUCCACUCUCCACUCCCUCUCCCAAUCACAGUCCGACCCCAUCCUCUACGACAUCUACCCAUUCAUCCGAGUCUACAAAAACGGCACAAUCCAGCGAUUCAUUGGACAAGACUUCUCCCCUCCUUCCACCGAUCCCGCCACCGGCGUCCAAUCCAAAGACAUCCACUUCUCCCACCUCUCCGCCCGCCUCUACCUCCCCAAAAACCCCGCCGGCAAACUCCCCCUCCUCAUCUACUUCCACGGCGGCGGCUUCUUCACCGAGUCCGCCUUCUCUCCGACCUACCACCACCACCUCACCUCCCUCGUCGCCGCCGCCAAAAUCGCCGCCGUCUCCGUCAAUUACCGAUUAGCCCCGGAGCACCCCCUCCCCGCCGCCUACAACGACGCUUGGCUCGCCCUCCAAUGGACAUUCUCCCGCUCCGAUCCGUGGAUAAAAAAUCACGCCGAUUUGGGGAAAAUUUACCUAGGCGGAGACAGCGCCGGGGCGAAUAUAGCCCACCGCAUGUCCAUCCGGGUCGGGUCGGAUAAUUUAGGCCCGGGAAUUAAUCUGCGAGGGAUGUUCCUCAACUGCCCGUUUUUUCUGGGGAAGAAGGAGAUCGGGAAUGAGUCGGGAGAUGCAUAUGCGGAGGAGCAGAUGCGGAAGCUGUGGGUGUAUGCUUACCCGGGUUCGGAGGCGGGUCUGGACAACCCGCUGGUGAACCCGGGUAUGGAUCCGGGGCUGGGAAGGUUGGGGUGCGGGAGGGUACUUGUGUACGUGGCGGGGAAGGAUGUGUUGAGGUUUAGGGGGAGGUACUACGCGGCGGCGCUGAGGCGGAGCGGGUGGAAGGGGGAGGUGAAGGUGGUGGAGGUGGAAGGGGAGAGCCACGUGUUCAAUUUGAUCAACCCGAAUACGGCCAAGGCUGCCGCCAUGGUUCGAGUGUUGGCUUCGUUUCUCAACCAGUCGUGAUUUUAGUAUUAUCUUUUUGUUUUUAGUUUUAUUAUUAUUAUGAGGAAAUAUUAAAACCGUGUUAUCCUCAUUGUCUGUACCCUGGAUCUAAACUAAUCAGUUGGCGCCAGCUUGUCGGUGUACGCUGUACACUCUAUAGUAAAUUGCAUGUCAACCAAUUGCUAUGUUUAAUA